ACACGGCUCGUACAUAAACGCAAGAUACCGCGAGAUCGAAACACAAAAAAAAAACAUAAAAUCAAAAACAAAAACCCCGUGUAUAUAACGCUAAAUUGUAAACAAGGCGACGACGCUAUAAUGUCAGACACGUUCUAAACAAAAUUCGAGAUAAACAUCAAAAACACGAGAGAUUGGUCACAAGAAAAGGCCAAACAACAGACGGUGAACAAAAAAGUGGAUAUAAAAAAAUCAACCAAAAAAAUUUAUUUGAAACGAAAAAUCCCCGCCCUAUUGACGAAUUUCCUCAUACAAAAUGAAGCGACGGAAAUUAUGCAUAUAUUGGACCGUAUUGCAGGCAGGCAUAAGUCUGGUGACUUGUAUGAUUUUGUUACUCUGUCAGCAGGGAGAUUCAGCUAUAAUUCCACCUCCAUGGAGUGAUCCAGAUAAGAAUCCUUGUGCUUCAAUGCCUGGGGGUUGGCAAUUGCUGUAUUGGCCACCUCUUCAGAAAUGUUUUAAAAUAUUUAGCGUAGGUUUUCCGUGUCCUGAUACUAUGGAAUUAAGUCCCACUGCGUCCAUAGGUACAAGCAAAAAGAAAUUAAUGUCCAAUGCACCGGUGGCAGAAUGUCGUUGUCCUCCCGGCACCGUAUUGAGUGGGCAAAAUAAUAAAUGUUAUCGUAUAUAUGAAAGAGGUCCUUGCAGUAAGGGGCAAUAUUUUAAUCCAGUGCCAGAAAUGCAAAUGCUUAACAAAAGAACUCCCAAUCGUUGGGGCAUGUGUAAGACUCCUAGAACCUGCCCCGAAAACAUGAUCUUCUGGCCAAAGGAUGGUAAAUGCUAUACACGCUUAACCAAAGGACCCUGCAUCAAGGGUAAACUAUUAGUUGUAAACGAAGAGGGUUUAGGCGAAUGUAAGUGCGAAGAUAGAGGAGAAUUGAAACCCUAUUACUACGAUCUAGAAGACAGUUGCCAUGAACAUUUUACCAAAGGACCUUGCUCUACUCCAGGUCAUCUGUUUUUGCCCGGAGGCAUUUGUGAUUGCCAUCGCUUUUUACCUCAUUAUUAUGACAACAAUCAAAUGUGUUACGAAUUAAAUACUCUGGGACCUUGUGCACCAGGCAAUGUAUUUGUCGUACCAGAAAAUCUUACAUCAGUGGAGGACCAAUCCUUCUUUAGUCGCGCACCUAUUCCCAAAGCCCAAUGCCAAUGCAAGGAAGGCUAUAUAUCAUGGCCCGAUGGUUUAUGCUACCGCCUCUAUACCAGGGGUCCUUGUGAGCCUGACGAGUUUCUCAUCAACUCCACAAGUUGUGUGGAAAAUUUCUGUGGUAAAAAUCGCCUAUAUUUUCCCGAUCAAAAUCAAUGCUAUCGCAUUGGAUCUCAGGGACCCUGUGAUAUUGACCAAGUGGUUGUAUUUGAUUUCACCGCUAAACCCUCCAUCGAUGGCAUUUCCUAUAAUGGCAUGUGUGGUUGCGCGGGAAUUCUCAAGAAUCUAGAUCAGCAAUGUUCCACACCUUCAGAGGCCAUGACAAACAGAUGUGAGUCCACACCAGGCAUGGUAGAGCUAGAAGGCAAUUGUUAUAAAUUAUACAGCAGGGGGCCCUGCGGUCCCGGUCAAUGGCUGGAACCCAUUAAAUCCAUAGUUGCAGACACUGCCAGACACAUACAAACUAAGGCGAAAUGUGUUUGUCGUCCAGGCUAUUCACCGAUGGAGAAGGAGGAAAAUUCAACCUCAUUAAUAUUAACAUCCUCACCUUCGCCAUCAUCUAUGAAUUCUCUGGUGGAACGAUGUAAUGCACCCACUGUAGGCUUAGCAAGGUAUUUGACACAACACAGUCUCAGCCAGAGGCAAAAUUCCAAGUUUUCUCAACAUUUUCUUUGACUAAUUUUCCCGUUUCUAAUUUCAACUAAUUUCGGAAACAUCGAAAACUACUUUUCUAAUGUAAUAUUGUUUCAAGGACUAAUGCAUGUCUUAAGUUGUUGUAUAUUACAAUAUAAAUUUGUUUUCAAGAACUUGUGUAUAUCCUAUCGUAUAUCCUGUCCUAUUCCCUAUCAACUGUUGGCAUUUGAAGAUAUGUUGAGCGGUAAUCCAAAUUAAAAA
Molecule: messenger RNA, 2074 nt
Organism: Stomoxys calcitrans (stable fly)
Lineage: Eukaryota; Metazoa; Arthropoda; Insecta; Diptera; Muscidae
Exons: 5
Coding region: 296-1855 (519 amino acids)
Source: RefSeq, a predicted model, not a curated record